Molecule: messenger RNA, 528 nt
Organism: Penicillium longicatenatum
Lineage: Eukaryota; Fungi; Ascomycota; Eurotiomycetes; Eurotiales; Aspergillaceae
Product: SRPBCC family protein
Exons: 2
Coding region: 1-528 (175 amino acids)
Source: RefSeq, a predicted model, not a curated record
AUGUCGGAGCCAUCCUUCGCCUUCAAUGUCGCCUACACAGUUCCCGUGAAUGGCGAGGGAAUGACCCCAAUUCUCACUUAUGAGGAAUUUUGGAAGGGCUUACGCCGCGGCGGCCGCAACCCCCACGAUUUCGCCGACUAUGUCGCUAGCACCGAAGUGCACGCGGACCCAACGGCUACCGAGUUCAAACGGAGCCUAACGCUUGCUGAUGGGGCUGUGCAUAGUUCACGGGGAACGAUUCUGCAUCAAGAUGUUCGCAUCGCAGAAGGACUUCAUGUUGAAUCCACCACUACGGACACCGGUGCUAAGAGCACAAUGUUGGUAUCUUACGGGGGCGCCCCAGGGCAAGGACAAGAGUCACUGUUUUUGACGGCCAUGUAUGAGCUACGCGUGAACAGCGUGGUGCCAGGUAGCUCCGAGGCAAAGGAUAUCGAAACGAACUAUGCCCAGUUGGCCAAGGGAGCGGCUCUCACAGCGGUGGAAAGGAUUCGGCUGUGGAAGGUAGAGGAUCGCUUGGAUGCUCCGUAG